Molecule: messenger RNA, 687 nt
Organism: Effrenium voratum
Lineage: Eukaryota; Dinophyceae; Suessiales; Symbiodiniaceae
Source: the annotation of a GenBank genome assembly
AUGCCUUGUUCGGCCUGCUUGAUGGUCACCCCGCCCCGAGUGGUGGGGGCUGUGGCCCACGGCGGCCAUGUUUGGCGUCAAACGACGGCAGAUGAGGCGGCAAGCUUUUUGCCAACUUUGGGUGCUUCCACACCCUGUGCUUCGGGCCUUCUGAACGCGUCGAAUUUCUUGUCCACUGCACUUCGGGCCGUUCAAGACGGCUUCCAGUUUCAGCUGAAAUCAGCAUAUGGUGCAGGCACGAAGCAGGACGUUGCAAACGUCGACGACGCGGACGCACAUGUGCUGCGAUACGGUGGUCGUCUUUUGGGUGGUUCAGAUAAUUAUGAUAACGACGCAGACCGCACAAAGCGGGCGGUUGCGGCACAAGAGUCACUUGUGCGUCAAGCCACUGUGCUGGAUGGAUGCUGCGAUGGUGGCCAAUAUUUACCUAUAUUCUACAUAUUGAAGGAUGAACUUCAUCUCAACCCGGUGGACAUUUCCCUUGCGAUGGGCUUCUCCUCUUUGCCCUUCAUGCUGAAACCUGCACUAGCAAUGGCCAGCGACCGCAUGCCUAUAUUCGGUCGAAAGAGAACGCCCUACCUGGCUGGCAGCAUGCUCCUUGUGGCUGGCACAUAUGCUGGCGCGAGCUUGGCGCAAAGCUACGCAAGUGUGCUGGCCGGGCGAGAAUCCAUGAUGCCAUGGACCUGA